This is a messenger RNA of Staurois parvus, 412 nucleotides long. The record is from the annotation of a GenBank genome assembly. NCBI's taxonomy places the organism in Eukaryota, Metazoa, Chordata, Amphibia, Anura, Ranidae.
UCAGUCUUGCACAGGUGUACCGCCUCCUCCCCCUCAGUCUCGCACAGGUGUACCGGCUCCUCCCCCUCAGUCUCGCACAGGUGUACCGGCUCCUCCCCCUCAGUCUCGCACAGGUGCACCGGCUCCUCCCCCUCAGUCUCGCACAGGUGCACCGGCUCCUCCCCUUCAGUCUCGCACAGGUGCACCGGCUCCUCCCCUUCAGUCUCGCACAGGUGCAUCGGCUCCUCCCCUUCAGUCUCGCACAGGUGUACCGGCUCCUCCCCCUCAGUCUCGCACAGCCUGACUGUCCCUGGCCCCUUUCAUUCAUUGGAUUUCAGUUCUUUCAGUCUGGAAGGCUCAGCACCAUACAUGAGCGUUAACUUAAGUCGCCUGUAUGCUACCUAGGAACACCCACCCCUCCAGACUGAUACCC